Solanum verrucosum is the source of this 723-nucleotide messenger RNA. RefSeq lists its product as uncharacterized. The record is from RefSeq and is a predicted model, not a curated record. Bases 1 to 723 code for a protein of 240 amino acids. NCBI's taxonomy places the organism in Eukaryota, Viridiplantae, Streptophyta, Magnoliopsida, Solanales, Solanaceae. The transcript has 2 exons.
AUGGAGAUAAGCAACAAGAUGCAAUUUCAUGGCGAGAAGAUGAAUGAUGUCACAAUCGUUGAAGGGAUACUAUGUUCCUUGACACCGAAAUAUGAAUACGUUGUUUGUUCUAUUGAAGAAUCAAAAGACAUAGAUGCUUUGUCUCUUGAUGAAUUGCAAAUAUCUUUGUUGGUGCAUGAGCAGAAGAUGACCCGAAGUUCAACUUUUGAGGAGCAGGCCCUGAAAACUUUUACUUUUAUUUCUUCCAAUUCUACAGGAAGGGGUAGCGGUAGAGGUAGAGGAAGAGGGAGAGGAGACCGAGAAAACAAAGAUGGCAGCAGGAAAUUUAGAGUGAAUGAUGACUACAACAAAGGAAGAGGAAGAGAUUUUUUGACAAAUCCAAGGCUGCCUAAUGAGAAAGAAGAAAAGUCAAAUUUUGCUGAGAACAUGGAAGGAGAAACCUUAUUAAUGGCAGUUCAUGCGAAAAAUGAGCCCACGGAGCAAAUUAUUUGGUAUGUGGAUACCGGUCGCAGUAACCACAUGACUGGUAGUAAGUAUUCUUUCACUGAUUUAAAUGAAAACUUCCAAUCAACAGUUAGUUUUGGUGAUAUCUCAACAGUAAAUGUGAUGGGAAAGGCUGUUAUCAAUUUUAAAACAAAAAAUGGGUGUGUGGAAACCAUAUCUAAUGUGUUCUAUAUUCCUGCUUUGAAGAGCAAUUUAUUGAGUGUUAGUAUGGCAUUUUAA